GUAUACUUGUUCUUGUAGUUGGUUUUUCCUCUUCUAAAGAAAUAUGGAAUUCUCUUGAAAGAAACUUUGCUAGCCAAUCAAGAGCUAGGAUAAUGCAACACAAGCUUGAGCUGCAAACCAUGAAGAAAGGAAGCCUAACCAUGAGAGAGUAUUUGAACAAAAUGAAAACUUGUUUUGAUCUUCUAGCUGCUGUUGGUGAAAGGGUCAGUGAGUCUGAUCAAGUCCUACAUCUAUUAAGUGGUUUAGGACAAGAAUAUAAUUCUAUCAUGGUAGCUGUUACUUCUAGGUUGGAACCUUGGACCAUGAUUAAUCUUCAGUCUCUUCUUUUAAGCUAUGAGUCAAGGCUAGAUUUUCUGACCACCAAU
Molecule: messenger RNA, 365 nt
Organism: Striga hermonthica
Lineage: Eukaryota; Viridiplantae; Streptophyta; Magnoliopsida; Lamiales; Orobanchaceae
Source: the annotation of a GenBank genome assembly